Rotaria socialis is the source of this 1701-nucleotide messenger RNA. The record is from the annotation of a GenBank genome assembly. NCBI's taxonomy places the organism in Eukaryota, Metazoa, Rotifera, Eurotatoria, Philodinida, Philodinidae.
AUGUUCGGAUUAGUCCAUUGUAAUGCAUCCAUUUUAGCUCGGCAAAAUACCGACCCGAAUCUAUAUUUUGUGCGAACAUUAAUGAGAAAUUGGCUUUGGCCGAUUAUAACAUUUUUCGGUAUAACCGGUAAUAUUCUGGCAGUUACCGUAUUAACAAAACGUCGUAUGAUACAAUCAUCAACAAAUAAUUAUUUAGUAGCAUUAGCACUUGUUGAUACUGCUUAUUUAAUAUUAACACUGAUUAUAAAUACUUUACAAAAUCCGUGUUUUACAGAUACGUCAUUAUCUGAAAUAUUUCUAACCAUAUGCCGGCCGAUUGCUGAUUUUUCAUCGAAUGCAAGCGUAUGGUUAACUGUUACAUUUACAGUUGAACGUUGGGUUGCCAUAACAUAUCCAUUACAAAGUCGUAGAUGGUGUACAAUAAAUCUAGCACGAAGAAUAAUCUGCGGUGUUCUAUUAGCAUCACUGAUAUGUACCUUACCAUCGGCAUUUGAAGUCAAACUUGUGCGAAUAGUCGAAAGAAAAAACGUGUCAAAUACAAGUAUUUGUACAAGUUAUAUUAAAGCGGAACCAACUGUAUUAGGAAGUAGUUUACUGUAUCAUCAAAUCUAUUUUAAUUUUGUUACAUUUGCUAUUAUUUGGAUUCCGCUGCUACUGCUUUUAAUAUUUAAUACAAUUUUGAUUGUUUCUGUCCGUCGUUCAAAACAACAUGACCGGCAAAAUUGUGAUGGAGAUCAAUUACGUCGACAUAGUCGAACAAAUCAUACUGAACAAAGAAAAAUAACAAUUAUGUUAAUCGCUGUUGUCAUUGUUUUUACUGUUUGUCAAAUCCCGCAAGCAAUAUCUUUAACAGUUCAAUCAUUUUUUCCUGUGUUUGCUCAGACACCAAAAGUUCUUAUUUAUAAUAAUUUUGCAAACUGUUGUGUUGCUAUCAAUGCGUCGAUCAAUUUUCUAUUAUAUUGCUUCUUUUCCUCCCGAUUUCGUUCAAUAUGUCGUGAAAAUUUUAAAUGCCUUAAUAAAUAUUGUGCAUAUUUUAUCGACCCAAAAACAACAUUCAAAAGAAAAGUUGAUCAGCGGACAUAUUUCAAUUCAUUUGAUAAUAACUCAUGGUUGAAUCAAUCGUAUAAUUCUUUAUCUGGAAAUCAUUUGCAAACGCGCGUAUCAGGUUGUAGUAUUGAUAUAAAUCCGAGAUAUCUUCAUCAAAUUAUUCGAAAACAAUCACAAAUAACGAAUGAUGAAGCACAGUCAUGGUUUUCUUGUUUACCAUCCAAAUAUAAACGAUCAAAAAACAGUAAUCGAUUUCAGCUUAAUCGUUUUUCUCAAAGUACAGUCGAAACGUGUCCAAGUACUCCAACGACUAGUACAAUACGAAGUGUACUAAUUACCUUUGGCCGAAAACGACACUCAAGUAUAUCCGUAACUGGUACCCGAAUAUUCAAAUUAUCAAUCGAUGAAACACCAUCGGAGCCUAUGCCUACAACUAGAAAAUUACCUUUACAUACAUCUGAAUCGAAUCGACCCAUUUUAAAAUCAAGAUCAAGUUCCUAUAAUUCAUUCAUCGAUAAAAAUCAAAAUUCAGACCGUAUAUGGAAAAAAUGUCGUCGAUCUUAUAGCACUAACGAAAAAAUUUUCGAGCACGAAGAAAAACUUGAUUCAACUGAAAUUGUUGAUGCUCCUGUGCAAAAUAAAUCUUUUGAAUAA